Messenger RNA from Chinchilla lanigera (long-tailed chinchilla), 3024 nucleotides. It is a transcript of the gene Ermard, whose product is annotated as ER membrane-associated RNA degradation. The record is from RefSeq and is a predicted model, not a curated record. The transcript has 17 exons. NCBI's taxonomy places the organism in Eukaryota, Metazoa, Chordata, Mammalia, Rodentia, Chinchillidae. Bases 940 to 3015 code for a protein of 691 amino acids.
UCGCGUGAGCUGUGGCUGGACCCGGAUGUGAUGGAGGUAGGGCGCGCCCAUAGGGCGCGCGGAGUGGACGCGGUGCUAGGCUGACUGAUGUCACCAGCUGGUUUCCAGGCGGACGUGUUCUGAGGGUUGUCAGCACAGGGUCCCUGCGAUGCACAACCGCGCACGUCCUUAUAGGUCGCUGUCGCCCAUCGGGCUGUACUCGUUUUCUUCCGCAGACGUGUGUUGUCAGGGAUGGAGGCAGCUGCGCUGGGACCUGGCAGCUCGCCGAGAGCCCUGACUAACGCUGCCGUGUGAGGCCAGCGUCGUGUCUGUCCAGUGGAGGGCCAGGCGCGGAGAUGUCGAGGGUCGAACACGGGUGGCGAAAGGGCCAGGUUCCCGUGCUGUUCUGGGCAGGUGCUCUGAGCAGUGUGACGGGCACGUGGUGCGGGUGGCCAACUUCCGCAUCCAUUUGGAGACGUAGGUGUUGUAACAGACCGAGAGCGAACUUACAGAAUUAGGUGUUAGUGGUAGUCAUUCCCCUAAGCUGAAGGUGGCGGAGCUCAGAGUGGGAGCCAGUUAUUCAAUAAAUUGUUGUGCGGAGUGUAAGGCAUGAUCUGUGUUGUAGGAUGUUACAGUAUGGUUGAGGUUGGGGCAGCCUUAUUAGGCUAUUUUCUACACGCACACUAACCAUAAAAAUGUUUGUUUUGAUAAGUGGGAUACUAAAGGGAUACCAAAAAGAAUAGUGUACUAUUCAUGAAACUCAUGGAGCAUCUGUGCACUUCUAUAUUAACAAGUUUGAUAAAAUGAUUUAAAAUUUUAAACGUUUCAAAGCACAUAAAUUUCCUUUAAUAUUCAAUUGCAGUGCUUUACUCAUACAGCUGCCAUGCUAUCUAGAAAACCUAACAGCAGCACACUUAAAUGCAUUUAUAUUAAGAUAUAAUUUUUUUGUGAUUUAGAUACAUGAUAAUAUUCUUUCCUGUAAACUGCCUUUUAUGUUUUAUAUUUCAGAUUUUAAUAGGGGAUCCCAUUACCACAUGUCUUUCUCCCUGCGUAUAUGACAUGAUUUGUAAACUUGGGUUUGAGUUGAAAGAAAAUUGUAAUAUCAAUAGCAUUGUAGCUCAAAAUGGUGAAGUAUGUUGGAAAACAAUCACAAACUGUGUAAGCUAUACACAUCCAGACCAGAGUCUCAAUUACUGGGAGAGCGUGCAGCGGCUGGGCCCUGUGUGUGAGGCCAUCCAUCUGCAUUUCUUAUCUCUGACCAAAGGGCAGUUUGAAAUUCAGUAUGCGCCGUGGUUCCAGUGGACAAGUUUUCCAGAGCUAUUUCCUGAAGUGUUUGAUGCCUUGAGAAGCCUGCACUCUGCUACCAUUUCUCUGAGCUUAAUGAAGCUGACAUCGUGUCUAGAGCGAGCCUUGGGUGAUGCAUUCUUGCUGAUUGGGAAAGAAUGCCCCUUUCUUUUAAGAGAUCUCCUUGCAUCCGAGGAGCUUGCUCAUGUCUUUGGGCAGGCUGUGAUGGAUGUGCUCAAAGUCUUCAUCGGUUCGCCCCGUGGACUCAACCUGCGGAAUGUCCUGUGGCAUGGAUUUGCGUCACCUCAAGAAAUUCCUCCAAAAUACUGUUCAAUGCUGCUGUUGUUGACAGCAGGAUUGGGUCAGUUACUCGAGAGUUAUUGUCAACAAACUAAAGUCACAUUGGCUCAUCGAUCUUUUAUAACGCUUACAAACUUGGAAGAUUUAAUUGUUUUUCCUGAUGUUACUCAUAAGAUACUUUCAGUAUUAGAAGAAGUGAUGACGAAAUCCACCUUUAUAUUAAAAAUCAUGUUACCAUAUUGGGAAAUUGCACUGAUGAAGUUCAAGGCACACAGGUUUGCCGACUGCACCAUAUUGUUACUGACACAGCUGGAGGCUGGGCUUAGGAGAGUUUUUGCAGCAGUUAACAAAUGCCCAGACACACUCUUGACUGCUGAGUCAACGACUCUUUACACAACCUUUGAUGAAAUACUGGCAAAACAUUUGAGUGAUGGUAAAAUCAACCAGCUACCUCUUUUCCUUGGAGAGCCUGCUAUGGAGUUCCUCUGGGAUUUCCUGAGCCACCAGGAGGGUCCCCGUAUACGUGACCAUUUAAGCCACGGGGAGAUCAACUUACUUGAAUUUCCAAAGGAAGCGGCCAGUCAGUUGCUUGCAUUUUCCACUGUCCUGUUACUGCGAUUCUGUGAUCCAGAGGUGCUCUCAACUGUUAAGGAGGAUACAGCAGUAAGGCUGCUGCUGAGUCUCGCGGAAGGCUACCAUUCCCGCUGCCACCCACUGUUUCAGCUUAAAAAGCAGGUGCUGCGCUGUGAGGAAAGCCUCAGGAUGUGGCCUCUGCUGCCCUUGCCAGAAGAACCCAGUCAGGACGCGGCCAGAUUGGAAGAUACCGAAACAAAUGCCUGCUAUGCUUUAAUUACAAAAAUUUUGGAAGAGCUCUGUCACCAGAUGCUGGAGGAUCAUCAUGUUCCCCGGGUCUUCGAUGACCCUCCUGCUGAGGAGUGGGCCCUGCUGCUCAGUGCACUGUGCCGCAGGCACGUCUCCGUGCUCUUUUGCCCCAGAGCAGUGCUCGAGGUGCUGGCUGUGCUCCGCAGCAUCACCUCCCACUGGCAGGUCGUGUCCAACCAGGUGGUCGCCUCCUUGCAGCUGAGGCACCAGCAGUGGGAGGAGCGGAGGCUGCGCUCCCGGCAGCGACGGAACUACCUGAGCAUGCGGGCCAGUAUUAGGCUUCUGUCUCCUGUGCUUUACCUGACUUUAUUGCUCAUUGCACUAGAAUUGGUCAACAUUCAUUUUGUCCAUGGAAAAAAUGCUUACGAAUAUCAGCAGUAUCUAAAGUUCUUAAAGUCAGUCUUGCAGUAUUCUGAGAACCUCGUGGUCUAUACCAGACCAGAGAAGAACAAAUGGAGAGAAACCAUCAACCUUACACAUGCAGCUUUGAUGAAAAUUUGGACUUUUACUGAGAAGAAACAAUUGUUAAUACAUUUAUCCAAGCAAUCUACAAGUAAAGUAAUCUUAUGAAAACACUUA